AUGGGAGACAAUAACAAUUCUCAAGGACGUGAUAAAGGUCUUGAAAUGAAGAAGGACAUACGAUGUAUGAUGCUAUCAUCGACGAACUACACUGUAUGGUCGAUGCAAAUGAAAGUGAUGCUUCGUUUAUACGAUGUUUGGGAUACGAUUGAUCCAUGGAGCGAUGAUGCAAAGAAGAACAAUAUGGCGAUUUCUCUAAUCUUUCAAUCAGUCCCGGAAGCGCUAAUAGUUCAGAUAGGAGAACAUGAUACAUCGAAGAAGAUUUGUGAAGCUAUCAAAUCCCGUAACCUAGGUGCUGAUCGCGUGAGAGAAGCGAGGUUACAGACUUUGAUGUCUGAGUUCGACAAACUGAAGAUGGCAGACACAGACACGGUGGAUGACUACGCAUGA
Brassica oleracea var. oleracea is the source of this 390-nucleotide messenger RNA. RefSeq lists its product as uncharacterized. NCBI's taxonomy places the organism in Eukaryota, Viridiplantae, Streptophyta, Magnoliopsida, Brassicales, Brassicaceae. The record is from RefSeq and is a predicted model, not a curated record. Bases 1 to 390 code for a protein of 129 amino acids. The transcript has a single exon.